AUGGUUUGGGCCUUUUGGUGUAGCAGCUGCCUUGUCCUCAAUGUUGCUUUUCUUGACUUAUUCCUUGAGCAUGUUCUGCAUAUUUUGAGUCCUGAUAAAGGGUUCAGCAUUCGCCCCCUUUUCAAGGACUGUCAAUUGAAGCUGCGAGUAAGGGCUAAAAAAUUCCACUCAUUACCCACACUCCUCCACCACCACAGCACCGACACAAAGUCACUCAUUACCCACACUCCUCCACCACCACAGCACCGACACAAAGUCACUCAUUACCCACACUCCUCCACCACCACAGCACCGACACAAAGUCGCUCAUUACCCACACUCCUCCACAGCACCGACACAAAGUCGCUCAUUACCCACACUCCUCCACAGCACCGACACAAAGUCACUCAUUACCCACACUCCUCCACAGCACCGACACAAAGUCACUCAUUACCCACACUCCUCCACAGCACCGACACAAAGUCACUCAUUACCCACACUCCUCCACAGCACCGACACAAAGUCACUCAUUACCCACACUCCUCCACAGCACCGACACAAAGUCACUCAUUACCCACACUCCUCCACCACCACAGCACCGACACAAAGUCACUCAUUACCCACACUCCUCCACCACCACAGCACCGACACAAAGUCACUCAUUACCCACACUCCACCACCACAGCACCGACACAAAGUCACUCAUUACCCACACUCCACCACCACAGCACCGACACAAAGUCACUCAUUACCCACACUCCUCCGCCACGACGACAACCCUCCAUCAUGCACGCGUUAACCACGUUUCACACAUUACUCUUCGAUAUUUAA
This is a messenger RNA of Argiope bruennichi, 810 nucleotides long. Its product is annotated as mucin-3A-like. The transcript is spliced from 2 exons. The record is from RefSeq and is a predicted model, not a curated record. The coding region runs from base 1 to 810 and encodes 269 amino acids. NCBI's taxonomy places the organism in Eukaryota, Metazoa, Arthropoda, Arachnida, Araneae, Araneidae.